Hypomesus transpacificus is the source of this 1895-nucleotide messenger RNA. It is a transcript of the gene fetub, whose product is annotated as fetuin B. Gene Ontology annotation, biological process: negative regulation of endopeptidase activity. Bases 99 to 1568 code for a protein of 489 amino acids. Gene Ontology annotation, molecular function: cysteine-type endopeptidase inhibitor activity. The transcript has 7 exons. The record is from RefSeq and is a predicted model, not a curated record. NCBI's taxonomy places the organism in Eukaryota, Metazoa, Chordata, Actinopteri, Osmeriformes, Osmeridae. Gene Ontology annotation, cellular component: extracellular region.
AAAACCCUUUCGGUUCCUCUUCUGCACACCUUUCCCAGUAGCUUGUGUGUGUGUGUGCUGUGACAGACUCAGGGAAGCAGACAGACAGACCUCCAACCAUGAAGCAGUGUUUCCUCUUGCUGCUGGCGUGCCUGUGCGCCCACAGCGCCCCGCUGGACCCCGGCAUGACUCCCGGCUCGUGCGAGGAUGCGUCAGCUCUGGGCGCAGCGGCGCUGGCGCUCACCAAGAUCAACAAGGAUCGCAAGGAGGGCUUCGUGUACAGACUGCACCGUCUCAGCAACGUCCACCAUAUGCAGCACGGUGAGACAGGGACGGUCUUCUACCUGACCCUGGACGUCUUGGAGACAAGCUGUCACGUGUUCAGCGGGAAGGAUCCGAAAAGCUGUGCUGCCAGGGAGACUACUGACAGACCAGUGUACGGUCAAUGCAAGGCCACUAUCUACAUCAGCAAAAUCCAUAGAGUGGUACGUCUGUACAACUACAACUGUGUGGUGAGACCAGCCUCUGCAACCAAGAUUGUAGCCAUCUGCCCUGACUGCCCAUCCGCCACAGACAAGAGCGAUGAGAAGAUCCUGAAGGCUGCUGCCCUCUCCCUGGACAAGUUCAACGCCGAGAGCGGCCAGGCCAACUACUUCGCUAUGCUCAACGUCACCCGCGCGUCCUUGUCGAUGGGCAUGGCCACCUUUUACAACGUGGAGUACACCAUCCAGGAGACAACCUGCGCCAACAGCACAGACCGAGCGCAGGCCGCCAAGUGCCCUCUGAUGGAGUGCGAGUUUGCGCACAAGGGACACUGCAAGGGCAGCAACUCGUUCGCUAUGGGUAACGAGCAUGUCAGUGUGGAUUGUGAGAUCUUUGAGCCUGAGUCGGCCGAGAAAGAGAAGAGGCUGCACUUGCUGGGGGGAGAGACCGACCACAGCCACACAGAUGCCCACGCCCACGACCCCAAACACGACCACGCCCACGCCCCCACCGACGCCCAUACUCACGACCACGCCCACGACCACACCAAGGACGCCAAGCAGGUCCACGAGCACGGCCACGCCGAGGGGGAAAAACACGACCACACCAAGCCGCACGUUCACGACCACGACCACGAGCACACGCACCACGCCAAAGCUCAUGACCACAGCAAGGACGUCGGGCCUCACCAACAUCACCACUACGCCCACGGCGACAAAAGCCACACCCACGAGCACGACCACGAACUGGCCCUGGACCACGACCACAGUCACGCUCACCUGCACGAGCACGAGCACCAUCACCACCACCACGACCACGACCACAAGGCCACCGCCCAGCGUCAACCCGAGGGCAAGGUGACCGUACUGCCAGCCCUGGACCGGCCCGCGACCCUGCCAGCCUUCCCUGACGAGAAGCCUGCGGGUCCAGCGGAGGGCGUGACGCUGCCUCUGGUUCCUGACGCAGAGAUCCCCGGGCAGAGAGAGCCCACCAUCCUGCCUUUCCCCUCCGCCAUCUCCCCGCAGUGCCCUGCCCCAACCAAGGAUGAGGGCGACUUCAUGAAGACCCUCUUCGCUGAGGACCCCUUGUUCAAAGCCACCGCGUGAUCUGUGACGGGACUGACACGGAACUGACACAAACAUGUACGGACAAAACACAAACGGCAUCCGUGCAGGGAGAAGAGAGGGCUGGGAAGAGGUGGCAAGGGUCUGAAACUAAAAACCUGUUGAUGUGAACAGUUUAGAGGCUGACUGAGAGAUAUUACUUGUUGAUUUCUUUCCUCAAACUAGCUAGACCAUGACCUCAUCUAUCUCUUAGACUCAUACCACAUCUGUGUAUCCAUGUUAACAUUCAUGUCAGACACAACUCUUGUUACUGUGGUUACUAUUGCUACGGAGUUCUGUCUCUGCAAUACAAUAAACAUCAAGGAUGCA